This is a messenger RNA of Lolium perenne, 3332 nucleotides long. RefSeq lists its product as uncharacterized. NCBI's taxonomy places the organism in Eukaryota, Viridiplantae, Streptophyta, Magnoliopsida, Poales, Poaceae. The record is from RefSeq and is a predicted model, not a curated record.
AUGGCGGGAGAAGCCGAAAUUCCAGCGGCGUUGCGCGGCAAAGGUACUGCAGCAUUCCGUGGGAGGAAGCACUACACCAGCCAGAACGUGCUAGCAGUUGUGGAUUUCAAUAUGAGGUUCACCUGCGUGCUUGCUGGGUGGGAGGGUUCAGCUCAUGAUGCGAACAUCCUUGCCGACACCUUGAAAACAAGGUACCACCUCAACGAGUUCUCUGCGAAGCACCGAUCUCAGAAUGCUAAAGAGUUGUUCAAUCUGAGACACUCAAGCCUUAGAGUCACCAUUGAGAGGGCCUUUGCUGCAUUGAAGAACAUGUUCAAGGUCCUUGAUCAGAAAUCGUUCAACACUUUUGACACUCAAGUAAAGCUUGUCCUUUCUUGUUGCAUUCUUCACAACUGGAUCCUAGGUUGGGGCGAGGAUGAGUUCUUCGAAGAGGUUGUCAUUUUGGAUGAAGUAGAGACCGGCCAUGGCGUGGACGCAGACGACAAUGAUGCCUUACGCACUUACAUACGAACAGUACUCUCCACCGUCCUGUCCAAAUCACCAGGUGAUGCCACGAUGAGAUCCAUCAUCAGCCUAGUGCUCGUGAUCACUGUCAGUUUCAGCUUGCUGCUUCCAUGUCAUCUCGCUGCCACAGCAUCGCGCCAUAGUCUCCUCCGCGGUGCGUCGAUCGCUGUCGAGGACCAUGAGACCGACUUCCUAGGCUCGCCGGACGGCACGUUUAGAUGUGGCUUCUACCUCGUGUCCCCGACGGUCUUCACCUUCUCCGUCUGGUUCGCGGGCGCCAAGGAAAGCGCCGUCGUUUGGACCGCCGACCGCUUGCGCCCCGUCCACAGCAAGGGCUCCCGCCUCACGCUCGACAAACACGGGAGCGCGCUCGUCCUCACCGACUACGACGGCGAGCCGGUCUGGAACUCCAGUUGGGCCGGCGCACGGGCGGCCUCGCGCGUCCGGCUCGACAACAGCGGUAACCUCGUCGUGGAGGAUGCCAACGGGAAUAAGCUGUGGCAGAGCUUCGACUCCCCGACGGACACACUGCUCCCGAGGCAGCCGCUCAGGGCCACGACGCGCCUGGUGUCGCGCGCCGAUGGCGGCAGCGACGGGCGUCUUCUUUCCUCCGGCUACUACAGCCUGGGGUUCAGCGACUACGCCAUGCUCUCCCUCUUCUACGACAAUGGCAACUUCUCCAGCAUCUACUGGCCCAACCCCUACAACAACUACAUCGACAACAAACGCAGGAUCUACAACUUCUCCCGCGAGGCCACCAUGGACGCGCUGGGCCAGUUCUUCUCCAGCGACAACGCCAACUUCCAGACGGCGGACUUGGGCGCCGCCGGCAUGAGGAGGAGGCUGACGCUGGACGCCGACGGCAACCUCAGGGCUUACAGCCUGCACGCGACCAAAGGGACGUGGGCCGUGUCGUGGAUGGCGUUCGGUAACCCCUGCAUCAUCCACGGUGUGUGCGGUGCCAACGCGGUGUGCCUCUACGCGCCGGCGCCGUCCUGCGUCUGCGCCCCAGGCCACGAGCGCGCCGACCGGAGCGACUGGAGUAAAGGGUGCCUGCCGAUGUUCCGGCAGCACGACUGCGCGACACCGACGAAGCUGAUGGAGCUUCCGCAUACCGACUUUUGGGGCUACGACCUCAGCGACGGCGAGAGAACGACGUUCGACGAUUGCGCCAAGAGGUGCCGGGAGCGCUGCUCGUGCGUGGGGUUCCAGCACAAGGAGCACAGCAACAUGGAGUGCUACCUCAAGAGCGUCCUCUUCAACGGCAGGACGUUCCCAGGCUUGCCGGGGACGGUGUACAUCAAGGUCCCGGCCGACUUUGUCGUGCCCAAGAUCCACGUCCACCAAUGGCAAGAGCAUGUACAGGGUCAGGGUCCGCUUCACUUCUUGGAGGAUAACGUCACCGGCUGCACCACCCCCCAAGGGUACCUCCUCCUCAACGUCUCUGCCUUGUCACAAGACCACGGCCGCGAUGCGGCGGCGAAGCCGGUGUGGCCAUACCUGUACGGUUUCCUGUCUGCGAUGUUCGUGGUCGAGGCCAUCGUGAUAGGGCUCGGCUGCUGCUGCCUCUUCUCCAAGAAGGGGCUGUUCAGGCCGUCCUCUCCGGUGUACCCCAUGGACGAAGGCUACAAGCUCAUCCUCCUCACGAGCAGCUUCCAGCGGUACAGCUACGCGGCGAUCAAGAAGGCUACGGCGAACUUCGCCGACGUGAUCGGCCGCGGCGGUUCCGGCGUGGUGUAUAAGGGCAUCCUUGAAGACGGCCGUGUCGUGGCCGUCAAGGCACUGACGACGAGCAUCAGCCGCUGCCAUGGCGAGGAGGAGUUCGAGGCGGAGCUGAGCCUGAUCAGCCGGAUCUACCACAUGAACCUGGCGAGGAUCGUCGGCUGCUGCUCCCAAGGCAAGCACCGCAUCCUAGUCUCCGAGUUCAUCGAGAACGGCUCGCUCGCCACCAUGCUGUUCCCCGACGACAACGACGAUCACGAAGUCCUCGGGUGGAGCCAGCGGUUCCGGAUCGCCGUCGGCGUGGCCAGGGGCCUGGCCUACCUGCACAGCGAGUGCCUCCAGUGGAUCAUCCACUGCGACAUGAAGCCAGAGAACAUCUUGCUGGACCGAGAUCUGGAGCCUAAGAUCACCGACUUUGGGCUCGCCAAACUUCUUGACCGCCGGCGCGACGGUUCUGGUUCUGGUGCUCGCACGGCCGGGCUGAACAACUCGAACCCGUCGCGGCGGAUCAGGGGAACGAGGGGGUACAUGGCGCCGGAGUGGGUGUCGAACCUCGACGUCAGCGACAAGGUGGACGUGUACAGUUUCGGCGUCGUGCUGCUGGAGCUAGUGAGAGGGGUCAGGGUGGCGGACGGCGGCGAAAAUACGGAUGUCAGGGCCGUCACCAAGGCUGCGCGCGAGAAGAUGCGAUCCGGCUGCGUGGAGGAUCUCGUGGACGAACGGCUCGCCGGCGAGUUUAGCCGUUCGCAGGUGGAGGUGCUGCUUGGAACUGCCUUGUCGUGCUUGGAGGAGGAGAGGAGCCGGCGGCCGAGCAUGGGCGCUGUGGUGCAGGCGCUCAUCUCUGUUGAAGAUGCGUGAGUGAGUCCAAAAUUUGUGAUCCACUCUUCUGCUUGGAGCAGAGGUCACUUACCAGUCCUGGUAAAUCUUGUCCCAACUUUCAUAAAUCUUGCUCAUGCGAAACUGCACAUCACUUUUGGCCUAAAUUUGUAGUUUCUCUGUCAAAAUGUACCUGCUAUUUCUAGUUGGUAGGUUAUGUUAAAUUGAGUUUGGGAUCAGAAUGAUUUGGUUGCUUAUCUAGAGGCUCAGAAACAGAAUGAAUUGAGUUU